Molecule: messenger RNA, 2336 nt
Organism: Amaranthus tricolor (Joseph's coat)
Lineage: Eukaryota; Viridiplantae; Streptophyta; Magnoliopsida; Caryophyllales; Amaranthaceae
Product: phosphatidylinositol 4-kinase gamma 3-like
Exons: 3
Coding region: 282-2063 (593 amino acids)
Molecular function (GO): protein binding
Source: RefSeq, a predicted model, not a curated record
GUUCGUCGGAGCUUUUGCAAUUUUUCUAUAUUCUCAUUUGUACGUCUUUCUCCAUUUUUCUCUCUCCAAAGAUUUCUUCAACGGAAAAAAGAAAUUAAGGUUUAAAGAGAGAAAAUUAAUCAAUCUCAAAAGAAAAAGUAUCGCAUUAUUCAAAGAAUAUCACUGAUCUUUUUUGAUGAUCCUCAUUUCACUGUAAUUUCUUCUGAAGAUUUUGGCUUUGAGCCCCAUUUUGCUAUCAUCUUUUCUUUUUGGUUGAAGAAUUUUGAUCAAUUUAGUGGAGAAUGUCUAUGGCGAGUGUUGCUCUUAGUCCAGUUCAAAAAGAUUCCUUAACCAUCCCCAGCUUUUUGUCGGGUCAAGAUGGCUAUUUGACUGAUGAAUCGAUCCUUAUAUACCUGACUGUGGGUGGAUCUGUUAUUCCAAUCCGUGUGUUGGAGUCUGAUUCAGUUGCUUCUGUGAAACUUAGAAUUCAGAAUCACAAUGGCUUCUUUGUGAAGAAUCAGAAGCUGGUUUUUGAUGGAAGAGCUCUGGCUCGAAAUGAUUCACGAGUUCGGGAUUAUGGGGUGGCUAAUGGAAAUGUCUUGCACUUGGUCCUGCGUCUUUCGAAUGUUCAAGCUAUUACCGUUCAGACUGUAUGUGGGAAAGAGUUUGAGUUCCACGUUGAGAGGAACAGAAAUGUUGAGUAUUUGAAGCAGCAGAUUGCUGAAAAGGCUAAUGGUCUUUUUGAUCUCAAAGAGCAAGAAUUGGUUUGUGAUGGUGAGGAGCUUCAGGAUCAGCAUCAGAUCCAGGAGUAUUGUAAGAACAAUGAUGCUGUAAUUCACCUGCUAGUUCAAAAAUCUGCCAAAGUGAGAGCUAAACCUGUUGAGAAGGACUUUGAAGUUCUGAUUGUGGCUUCUGAUUCAAAAGAGCAAGGAGCUCAUAGAGUUAUCACAGCUGGGGGUAAAUGGGGGACACAGCCUGUUUGCCCUCUGGAUUCUUUUAAAAAACAGUUUUGUAGAGAUAAAAUAUUAGAACAGCUGAUCACUAAUCCUAAAAUUGAGGUUCCUUUAGUGAUUAGGCAGUUGAUUAGCUCUACUUUUUGUGGGUUGGAUAAGGGAAACUGCCCAGUUAGGUCUUCUGAGGGCUGUGGAGGAGCAUAUUUCAUGCUUGAUCCAACUGGUCAAGAAUACAUCUCGGUUUUUAAACCAAUUGAUGAGGAGCCAAUGGCUGUGAACAACCCUAAAGGGCUACCUGAGUCUACAAAUGGAGAGGGACUGAAAAAAGGUACUCAAGUGGGUGGAGGGGCUCUUCGCGAAGUUGCAGCAUAUAUUUUGGAUCAUCCGAGGGCAAGUCCUCGUUCUCUCUACCAUUCUGAGGUUGGAUUUGCUGGCAUUCCACCUACAGCUUUGGUGAAGUGUUUACACGAGGGAUUUAAUUAUCCUAAUGGAUAUGAGGGCUCUCUGAAGAAUGUUAAGGUAGGUUCUUUGCAGAUGUAUAUGAAGAAUUCUGGGAGUUGUGAGGACAUGGGUCCUAGUGCUUUUCCUGUUGAAGAGGUGCACAAGAUCUCUGUUCUAGAUAUUAGACUAGCUAAUGCUGAUAGGCAUGCUGGAAAUAUUCUGGUAUCUCGUGAUCAUGAAGGAAAAAUUGUGCUUAUUCCAAUUGAUCAUGGGUACUGUUUGCCCACCAAGUUUGAAGAUUGUACAUUUGAUUGGCUCUACUGGCCGCAAGCUCGUCAGCAAUACUCCUCUGAAACCAUUAAAUACAUAGAAUCCCUUGAUGCUGAAGAAGAUAUCAAAUUGCUAAAACUUCAUGGAUGGUACAUGCCCCCCGAGUGCGCUCGAGUCUUCCGUAUAUCCACCAUGCUUCUUAAGAAAGGAGCUGCAAGAAGGUUGACUCCAUUUUCCAUUGGUAGCAUUAUGUGUAGGGAAACCUUGAAGAAGGAAUCUGUGAUUGAGCAGAUCAUUCUCGAAGCUGAGGAAGCUUUGCUCCCACAUUCAAGCGAAACUGCAUUUCUUGAGACUGUCUCUUCAAUCAUGGAUCGCAGGCUUGAUGAGCUCACUUCAGAAGCCAUGACUGUGGAUAUGUGAACAACUUUAGAUUUAGAAAACCUUGGCUCUCUAUCCUAUAUUUGAUGGCAGCAGAGUCUGUAUGUUAAUGUAACUGUGUGUAGAGUGAUGAAACUUGCAAAGCUACUAUCUUCGUGUUCCUCUUGUUUGUACCGUUAGGAUCUCAGGGUCUUUCGAGAAAUUCCAGCCUUUCUGGCUUGAGAAUCUCUGAAGUGUGAGGACAAUGUGUAAUGUUGUGGAAUGCAAAUAUAAGUGAAAUCAAUAACGUUGUGAAAGGAAAAUCUUUUGUUGUCU